AUGGACAUCACGCUGGGUAUGGAUACUGAGAACAGCCAUAACAUCGAAGAGAUUCAUCUUAGCGAAUGUAUCGUGGCCAAGGGCUCGAGAGUUGAAUUACCAGCUAACAGUGCAGUACACAUUCCGGAGCCAAUGCUUGUUGAGGAGUUGGGACACUUCAUCAAACAAACGUCUCCCUCUAUCAUCGAGACGGGUACACCACCGACUAUCGAGGGAAUCGAUCCUAAGAAGCCGAACUCCUAUCUACCUUACCUCGUCGCAAUCCAGCAUCGCCCAAUUUCAGUCGGUAGUGACACCUCCAGAAGAGCUCGAUUCAACACUUAUAUCAUGAGUCAGUUUGAAAGGCUCAAAGCUACUAUCAUGGACAGGCGGGGUUUCCAGCUUGCAGAACUUCUCAGCAAUUGGCUAGCGGGCUUGGACUCGGCACAACUGACUGCUGUGAUAUCUUGUGACUGGACUAACGCAUUCGUUGAUAUCAUCGGUAACCCUGUAUUGGUCGUGCAGGAUCUGAUGUCUCUCUCUCCUGCAACAUUCGAGGAGUUGGCACAAUGGUUUAUGUAUAUCGAUCUGCAGACAGAUGACGAUGGAAUAGUGCAUGGUUACUAA
Molecule: messenger RNA, 606 nt
Organism: Cadophora gregata
Lineage: Eukaryota; Fungi; Ascomycota; Leotiomycetes; Helotiales; Ploettnerulaceae
Exons: 2
Coding region: 1-606 (201 amino acids)
Source: RefSeq, a predicted model, not a curated record